Messenger RNA from Eriocheir sinensis (Chinese mitten crab), 1452 nucleotides. RefSeq lists its product as uncharacterized. The transcript is spliced from 2 exons. The coding region runs from base 1 to 1263 and encodes 420 amino acids. Lineage: Eukaryota; Metazoa; Arthropoda; Malacostraca; Decapoda; Varunidae. The record is from RefSeq and is a predicted model, not a curated record.
AUGAGUAACACCUUCACUGCCGUGAAAAAGCAUUAUAAACAAUAUGGGCGUGAGGAGAGAGAGGACGGUGUGGUGGACGUGGAUGUCACUUUCGACGGCACAUGGAUGACACGAGGGCACCGUAGCCACAUCGGCAUUGCCUUUGUGUUGGAAGCAGACACGAGGCAGGUCCUAGAUUUCGAAGUGCUUUGCAACCACUGCAUUCCCUGUUCCAAGGAAAGGACGUCCCACCGAGACACCUUCCAGGAGUGGUUUCAAACCCACAAGUCGAGGUGUCACAAAAACUUCGAGGGCAAGGCGGGGGAGAUGGAGGCUGAGGCUGCUCGGAGGCUGUGGCAGAGGUCGGAAACGCUGGGCUUCCGUUACAUCACCUUCGUCGGGGAUGGCGACAGCAGCGCGUACAAGGCGGUGUGCGCCCUGAACGACGGCACUGGGCCCUACAGUUGCAGAGUUGUGAAGGAGGAGUGCAUCAAUCACGUGGGUAAGCGACUUGGCACUCGCUUGAGGAAACUCAAGAAGGAGACUGCGGUCAUGACCACCACAAAAACAGGGAAGGCGAGACGCUUGAGUGUGCUCGGUGGUGCCAAGAAACUUACAGACCACGUGAUUGAUAAACUCUCCUUCUACUACAACUCUGCAAUUAGGAGGACUGCCCGUACAACCGUGGAGGAGAUGAAGCAGGCCAUCUGGCAGUCCUUCUUCCACCUGUCUGCCAAGGAGGACCAGCACCAUGCUCUCUGCCCUCGCGGGGCACAGUCUUGGUGCUUUGUGAAGAGGGCAGAGGCUGAGGGGAAACAGCCUGAGUCACACAGCACCAAGUCUUUGUACCUCGCCAGCCUCCCACACGAGCAACUGGAGCUCGUGAAGGGAGUGUACAGAGACCUGGCGAGUCCAACCCUCCUCCAGAAGUGUCUGUCAGGCCGUACUCAAAACCCAAAUGAGAGUCUUCACUCAAAGGUCUGGAGGAAGGCUUCAAAAGACAAGAAUGCUGGCCUGCACAGGAUUCGUUUUGUGACCCAGGUGACAAUCUGGGAGCACAACUUUGGGUACCAGUCUUAUAAUUUGUUGCAGAAGCUUGGCCUGGAGAUAUCAAGAACCACCAGAGUUGUCCAGGAAGCACUAGACAAGCAAAGGAAGCGACACCAAACACCAAGAGGGAAAAAGAGAGCACCUGCCCCACAAGAUAACGAGGAAAAGUCGCUUCCUGGGAGGAAGAGAAGGAAGGUGGAAGAAACUCCAGCGUACCAGGCAGGAGCACACUAGAUGGUCCCAUCCUCCAACACACUCAAUCUUUUUUUUUUUUUUUUUUUUUUUUGUCAAUAAAUGUUAAUGAAACUUUAAAUGAGUUUUUCUCAAAACCGUACUUUACUAUAUUCAAACUGCUACUCCUCUAAGACUAAGCGAUCAAUACUCAAACAGUUUUUUGUUUUUAAUAGACAAAAGGAAGGAGAA